ACUACGGUCACUCGUUAAACAGGGGAUUUGGUUUAGACAGCAAUGUUGCAACUUCAUUGCUUCAUGGAUUCUGUGUCAGUCAACAACUGAGAGCUUUGGUUUAUGAAAUACUCCUCAUUUGUGGACGGAGCUCAGUGUGCAGGGAUGGCUAUGGUUUGCCUCACAGACUUUGAGGAGUAUGCAAAGCAGCAUCUUUCAAAAGCUACCUGGGAUUAUUAUGCAGCCGGAGCGGACGAAUGCUGCACCAGAGAUGACAAUCUGCUGGCUUUUAAAAGGAUUCGCUUGAGGCCUCGCAUCCUGCGGGACGUGUCAGUAACGGAUACACGCACCACCGUGCAGGGGAGAGAAAUAAGCUUUCCUGUCGGCAUUGCACCCACAGCCUUUCACUGCCUGGCCUGGCAUGAAGGAGAGAUGGCUACAGCUCGUGCCACGGAGGCUCUCAACACCUGCUAUAUCGCCAGCACCUAUUCCACCUGCUCAGCGGAGGAGAUCGUUGCAGCGGCGCCGAACGGCUACCGCUGGUUCCAGCUCUAUGUGUACAGAGACAGAAAGCUUUCCGAGCAGCUCGUGCACCGUGUGGAGGCACUGGGUUACAAGGCCCUGGUCCUCACAGUUGACGUCCCCUACACUGGGAAGCGGCGCAAUGACAUCCGCAACCACUUCAGGCUACCACCCCACCUCAAGGUCAAGAACUUUGAGGGGGUGUUUCAGGAGACAGGAGGUCCAGAGGAGUACGGGAUACCGGCCAAUACCCUGGACCCCUCCAUCAGCUGGAAGGAUAUCACCUGGCUGCGGUCUAUCACCCGCCUCCCCAUCAUCAUCAAAGGCAUCUUGACCAAGGAGGACGCCGAGCUGGCUGUGGACCACUGCGUCCAGGGUAUAAUUGUGUCCAACCAUGGGGGGAGACAGCUGGACGGCGGCCCAGCAUCGAUUGAUGCGCUGCCAGAGAUCGUGGACACGGUGGCCGGCAGAGUUGAGGUUUACGUAGAUGGAGGAAUCAGGACAGGAAGUGAUGUCCUCAAGGCGAUUGCCUUGGGAGCCAAAUGCGUGUUCAUUGGCCGUCCAGCAGUGUGGGGCCUUGCAUACAAGGGGGAGGAAGGAGUGAGGGAAGUUCUUCAGAUCCUGAAUGAAGAGUUCUGUCUUUCAAUGGCUUUAUCAGGUUGCAGAAAUGUUGCUGAAAUCAACAGGAACCUGGUUCAGCUUUCCAAACUUUGACAUCCCAGCAAACGGCGACCUCCACGAUGGUACCAAUUUAAAAGGAUUCUGGCCUGAAUUAAACUUAGCGUGAGCUGUAAUAAUGAAAACAUUAAGGCAGGCUUACUUCAGGAACUAUUUCUUCCACGGAAUCACAGUAUUUUCAAGCUACUUGCAUAUUACUAACAUAUAUUUUGUCUGAAUCCUGACUUGUAAAUAUCCCUCUGUAACAGACUGUUGUGAGAAAGUGGGAUGUGUGUGAAAAAUUCAGGGACUGGUUAAAGAAAGUGUUUUUUUUGCUUUGGUAAAGGAAAGGAUGUGGGUAUAAAAAAAACAAACACAUUUCUUUUUGUAAAAUAUGCACAGGCACGUUUCCUUUCAAUUCGAACCAAAUUCAAUUUGGUUCAAUUGUACAAUGUUGGUUAAAAUGCUGACAGUGGUUCUGGUUAAAUGAAUAAAU
This is a messenger RNA of Cyprinodon variegatus (sheepshead minnow), 1654 nucleotides long. It is a transcript of the gene hao2, whose product is annotated as hydroxyacid oxidase 2 (long chain). Bases 103 to 1215 code for a protein of 370 amino acids. Lineage: Eukaryota; Metazoa; Chordata; Actinopteri; Cyprinodontiformes; Cyprinodontidae. The transcript is spliced from 8 exons. The record is from RefSeq and is a predicted model, not a curated record. Gene Ontology annotation, molecular function: FMN binding; oxidoreductase activity.